Molecule: messenger RNA, 2844 nt
Organism: Armigeres subalbatus
Lineage: Eukaryota; Metazoa; Arthropoda; Insecta; Diptera; Culicidae
Product: F-box/LRR-repeat protein 20
Exons: 10
Coding region: 632-1951 (439 amino acids)
Biological process (GO): SCF-dependent proteasomal ubiquitin-dependent protein catabolic process
Cellular component (GO): SCF ubiquitin ligase complex
Molecular function (GO): protein binding
Source: RefSeq, a predicted model, not a curated record
AUUGACAGCCCGACUGGCCAGUAGCUUGGUUCCGUUCUCGUAGUGAAACGAAGUGCGAAGUGCUCUGGGUUCAAAUUCUCGAGCUGGUGGGUAAUGAUGGUGAUGGUAUUCGUGAAUAACAGCAGUUAUAUAUUGGCAGCAGAGCAACAACAAAAAAGAAAAUAAGCGGAGAGAAGAGAAAAUAUAAAAAAAUAAACUUCGCCAUAUUGAAUUGUGAGAACCUGUGAUAGGUUUAAAUUUUCCUGUCAGAAUAAAGAAUAGGUUUUUACUUCCCGAUGGGAUUGGUGGGGUGCCAAUAGUGAAAGCUCAACAGAACCACGCAGUUUCGGAAAUUCCACAAUGAAAUUAAUCAAUUGAUUGAAUGCUGAAAAGCUGAAAGUGCAAACAAAAUUGUGGAACCAUUGCUGUACGUCAUAAAAUUUUAUGAACAUCAAAGGAAGAUUUGCAGUGAAUUAGUGUCUGAUAGAAUUUCAUCUUGAGGAAUUGCGACACAAAGAACGUGUCAGAAGAAGAAGCUUUUUCUGUGAAAUCUAAGCUGGAGCGCUGGGGUGUAGACGACUCCAAAAUCAUUCAGAAACGCCGUUCUGGCCGCCGAUCUACGAAAAGGGUAAAGGCGCAGCAGCGAGGUAAUAUGAAAAGUGCAGACAAAAUGAGCCAAGCAGUAUCCAGAAAUAGAUUCGAGAAAUCAUAUAUAAUUCCAGAAGAUGAAAUAUCCAAGAAACUACCCAAAGAGAUACUUUUGCGAAUAUUAUCCUAUCUUGAUGUCACCUCGCUAUGUCGAUGUGGUCAGGUAUCCCGGUACUGGAAUAUCCUAGCACUAGACGGUUCUAACUGGCAGAAAAUCAAUCUGUUUGAUUUCCAGAGGGAUAUUGAGGGUACGGUUAUCGAGAACAUUUCGCUGCGCUGCGGCGGUUUCCUGAAAUAUCUCUGCCUCCGUGGCUGCCAGUCCGUCGGCAGCCAAUCGAUUAGAACCCUUGCUCAACACUGCCAUAACAUUGAACAUCUAGAUCUGGAAGGGUGCAAGAAGAUCACCGACGUGGCUAUUCAACCACUCAGCAAAAACUGCAGCAAACUAACCGCCAUCAACCUCGAGUCCUGCUCGCAAAUCUCCGACUGCAGCCUGAAGGCAUUAUCCGACGGGUGUCCAAAUCUGACCGAAAUUAAUGUUUCCUGGUGUAAUCUUAUAACGGAAAACGGUGUCGAGGCGAUAGCCAGGGGUUGCAAUAAAAUAAAAAAGUUCAGUAGUAAAGGUUGCAAAGACGUGAACGAUAGAGCUGUUAUCGCCCUAGCGUUGUAUUGUCCUAAUAUUGAAGUUUUGAAUCUACAUAGCUGUGAGACUAUAACAGAUGCAUCGGUGUCGAAGAUAGCGGUAAAGUGUAUCAAUUUGAGGCAGCUGUGUGUGUCCAAAUGUUGCGAGCUCACGGAUCACACGCUGAUAGCAUUAGCAUCUUACAAUCACUAUCUCAACACACUCGAAGUUGCCGGUUGUACUCAGUUUACGGAUUCAGGAUUCAUUGCGUUAGCAAAGAAUUGUAAAUAUUUGGAACGAAUGGAUCUGGAAGAGUGCAGUCAAAUAACCGACGCAACACUAUCGAACCUCGCAGUUGGAUGUCCUAGUCUAGAAAAAUUGACCCUGUCACAUUGCGAACUGAUUACCGAUGAGGGUAUCCGGCAGCUGGCUGCCGGAGGUUGCGCUGCAGAAAGUCUAUCCGUCCUUGAAUUGGACAACUGUCCUCUAAUAACCGAUGACACUCUCGAACAUCUAAUAUCCUGUCACAAUUUACAACGGAUAGAGCUCUACGACUGCCAACUAAUAUCUAGGAAUGCUAUCCGUCGGUUGAGGAAUCAUCUACCAAAUAUAAAAGUACAUGCAUACUUUGCACCAGUGACACCACCACCGACCUCCAACGGACCACGACCCCGGUACUGUCGAUGUUGUGAGAUUCUCUGAGAUCAGGCAAUUGGCUUAGCCAGAAAAGUUCUCUGUAGGAGUAGAGAUGACUGAUAUUUAUACUUAUAAUUUAUACUUAUGAUUCUUAAAUAAGCAAGGAACGGUAUGAUUUUUGGCAGCAUGGAACAACUCACAAAACCCAACAUUUUAUUAAUGAAAAAUGCGCUAAAAUUUGAAGUAUCCUUCAUGAUUUAGGAUACGAAGUAAUAAAACUGAUUGAUAAUAAUCUAUUCUAACCAAAAGCAUAAUUAUCAUCGUCGUGUAAUUGGUAUUACGUCAUAUAAUUGGCAUAAAAUGAGAUGCCUUGAAAGAGCAAACAUUUGCAAAGUCAAUCUCAACCCAACAGAAACGAUUGCUUUCACGAAACACCGAAAAUUAAAAUAAAUAUCAACCAGUGCAAAGCCAGGCUAACAUUUAUCAAAGAGUUAUCUAAAGUCUCGCAGUAUUUUUAUUUCCCACAACACACUACUGCUAACAGGUUUGAACCUUGAAGUUUCAUUUGUUGAAAUUUACUCUAGGAUUCGAAGGUAAACCGAAUCACGAAAAACAGUAAAAUAUAAACAAACAUGUGUUCAAUUAGAAAGCAGAAAGAAGCACGUAGGACGAACAAAAGAACUGGAAUUUUGCAUUAUUUGUUAGCAACUAAAUGAAACGAGUCACAUAUUCAACUCUUAGCUUAAAAAACAAGCAAAAAAAAUCAGGCGAACGUUUAUAGAAAGAUACAGCAAAGCGAUCACAGUGUAGCAUUCAAUACGUAGAUUUCGAUAAAAUCAUUCAAUCGAUUAAAAAUACAGAACAUGAUAGUAGUCGCGCUAAAAGCAAAUAACAAUUUGAAGCAGAAAAGAAGGGGAAACAAUAAAUUAUAGGCGUAAUGAUAUUAGUCGUAAAAAUAA